Molecule: messenger RNA, 4622 nt
Organism: Eufriesea mexicana
Lineage: Eukaryota; Metazoa; Arthropoda; Insecta; Hymenoptera; Apidae
Gene: Usp47
Product: ubiquitin specific protease 47
Exons: 18
Coding region: 131-3967 (1278 amino acids)
Biological process (GO): protein deubiquitination
Cellular component (GO): nucleus; cytosol
Molecular function (GO): cysteine-type deubiquitinase activity
Source: RefSeq, a predicted model, not a curated record
GGCAGCACUAAACUGCGUUGUGUAGAUAAUAUGGCGUAAAGUGAACGUUACACAUGUCUCUCAGUGAUUUCGAUUGAAACAAUAAAGAGGUAUACGUGGACUAGACUCUAACGUAUAUAUAUUGCUAACCAUGGUUUGUAAAGCUGGUCAAAUAUGUUUGAUUCAGUGCAACCUGUCUACAGUUGGAAAUAAGAUCUGUAAUACUGACAAAGUUCUAUUACAUGAAUUUACCAGUGGUGAGGAUCUUUAUCUUUAUAUUGCAGAGCAUUAUCAGAUACAACCAGACAGUUUUAAAUUAUAUUUAAUAUCAGAUGGAAAACUGAUUGAUUUAUCUGAAAAGAAAGAUAAAACAAUGUUAGAAGUUGGUGUGGAUUUUUCUUUUAAUCGAGAAUCUUCAAUUGAACACAAGCACACAUUAUUAGUUAUGGAUCCAACGAUUAUUUCACUUACGGUGAAUCCAGUGGGACGUCAUCAUUGGUUUCCAUAUAAUUCUCCGCCACCCUCUCCUAAUCAUUCAUCAGUAUGGGGUGAAGAUAAUAAUCUUGAUUUUAAAUAUCGUAUUAAAUCUGAGACAUGCUAUGUUGGUUUGGUCAAUCAAGCAAUGACAUGUUAUUUAAAUAGUCUAUUGCAAGCAUUAUAUAUGACUCCUGAGUUUCGAAAUGCAUUGUACAAUUGGGAAUACAUAGAUGGAUCAGAGAAGGAUGAAGCUAAUAGUAUUCCAUACCAACUACAAAAGUUAUUUUUAAAUUUACAGACAUCAACAAAAUCAGCAGUGGAAACUACAGCAUUAACAAAAAGUUUUGGUUGGGAUUCUACAGAAGCUUGGCAACAACAUGAUAUUCAAGAACUUUGUAGAGUUAUGUUUGAUGCUUUAGAACAGAAAUUUAAAAAUACAGAACAAGCUGAUUUGAUAAAUAGAUUUUAUGAAGGAAAGAUGAUUGACUAUGUUAAAUGUCUUGAAUGUGGUACUGAAAAAUCUAGGGAAGAUACCUUUCUUGAUAUACCAUUGCCAGUGAGACCAUUUGGUAGCAGUGUGGCAUAUACCAGCGUGGAAGAAGCUUUAAGAGCAUUUGUUCAAUAUGAAAUUUUAGAAGGAAGUAAUCAAUAUCAUUGUGAAAAGUGUAAUAAAAAAUGCGAUGCUCAUAAGGGAUUAAAAUUUACAAAAUUUCCCUAUCUUAUGACAUUUCAUCUGAAACGAUUCGAUUUCGAUUUCAAAACCUUCCAUAGAAUUAAACUUAAUGACAAGGUUACUUUUCCAGAUAUAUUAAAUUUAAAUCCUUUUAUUGCUUCUAUGCCAAAUCAAGAAUCUCCAAGUACUGAUGAAAAUAUUGGUUUAGCGAAAUGCGACGAUAAUUCUAUAACAGAUAGUGGUACAUUAGAUGAUGAUUGUCCUCCUUGUGAAAACAGUCUUCCUAAUAGUAAUCACUCAACAAGUCAUGAUCAAGAUGAUGAUGAAGGUAUAGAUAUGAGUAAUGGGCCUUCAACAUCAAAUUCUACUAUGCAUAAUCAUGAAAAUGAGAAGAAUCGUAGUACUAAUACAACAACAGGACCUUAUAAUUACGAAUUGUUUUCGAUUAUGAUUCAUAGUGGUAGUGCUAGUGGUGGACAUUACUAUGCUUAUAUAAAAGAUUUUAGAACACAAGAAUGGUUUUGUUUCAAUGAUCAAAGUGUAACACAGAUAACUCAUGAUGAUAUUCAGAAAACAUAUGGUGGUGGUUCAACCAGGUCAUAUUUUAGUGGAGCUAAUACUAGUACUAAUGCAUACAUGCUCAUGUAUAGACAAAUUGAUCCUAUUCGUAAUUCUUUACCUAUGCAAGUGCAGGAUUUUCCAAAACAUAUACAGGAAUUAUUAAAAAAAAUGAAAGAAAAUGAAGAUAAUGACAGAAAGAAAAAGAUUCGUGAAAAAGAAAAAGAAUUGUUUAUAUCUAAUGUGAGAGUAUUUUGUCAACAUCCUACUGAAGGUAGAAAGAUGAAUUCCAAAAUUUCUUUUACAAAUCAUGACACUUUGGCUCAACUGACACAGCAGGUUUAUAAGAAGUACUGCUUAGAAGGAAUAGUGAGCUUAAAUCAAUGUCGUUUAGUUGCUUAUGAUCACAACAAUGAUUUAAUUGUGGCUAGCUAUGAAGGUAAAGAACAUGAAACAUUUGCAAGUAUUUGGGGUAAUCGAGUGGUGAGUCGAUAUAGUUUAUUGUUAGAAAUACGUGAUGAAGAUCAAAAAUUCGAGCCACAUCUACGAGGUGCUGUCAUAACAAAAGUAUACGUCGUCGAUGUAGCCAGGAAAAAACUUAUCGAAGGACCAAUAAAUGUACGUGGUUUAUUUACACAAACAGUAAGAGAAUAUAAACAAGUGGUAGGAAAAUUUAUUAAUAUGGAUCCAGAUGAUAUGAAAAUAGUUUUACGAAAACAUGGAACAGAAACAAUAUUCGUACAGAAUGACGACGCUAUACUAGCGAUUGCAGAUUUUUGUAAUUUUGUUAAAGUGGUCGUCUGUACAAUGUGUGAUGCUGAAUGUAAUAAAUUUUACCUUGAGGCAGUAAUAUGUAAAAUUGCUGAACAGUUGGAAAAUAUUCUAACAUUACGUAUAAGGUUACCUCUUAAUUCAAGUAAAGAAAUGUUAGAAGAAUUAAAUAUUCCAACAUUAGAAGAAGUAUGUAAAGAUAAAGAAAAACCUGUGACUGAUAGUCCAUCCAAAGCAGGUGUUACUGAAUUACACAGAGAUUCUGGUACAAAAUGUAAUGAGACUUUAAAAAGUGGGAAACUUGUUGAAGAUACUCCAGUAAGAAAUUUAAGUCCACAAUUAGCAGAGGGCGAAGAAUGGCAUACUCCUGAACAAAGUAAUAGCGAAGAUAGUAGUCUCAGUGAUAGUGAUAAAACUUUAGUUGGUGAUGCUUCAGGAGACAAUGACUUUCAGUUACCUUAUCUUCCAUCGAGUACGAGUAACCGAGCUAUUAAAAUGUUAAAUCAGGGUGGACUCGAAAACUGGGACAAUAUUAUUGACGAUUCGGAAUAUUAUUUUAAAGCCACUCCGUAUACGAAUCUCAAUGAAAAGUUUUUGAAAGUAUUAGUAGACAAAAGGAUGAUAUUCAAUACUUUAAAGAAAAAUUUAGAACCCUAUGUUGGUGUACCCGCCGAUUAUUUUAAAAUUUGUCGUUGCUUUGAUGAUUGCAUUGAAUCAGAAUGUAGCCGUGUACUUAGUCAAUUUGAAGAUGGUGAAAAACUUUGGAUAGAGAUUGGACGGGCUUUACGUAAUGGUGAAUUUACAGUAAAAUUGCAUCAGUUUUUCCUUGAUUCGUCUGAGUUCCUAUUUUUAUUUGACUGGAUUGUGUCAGAAGACAUGACUGUUGGUCAAGUAAAGAAAGAAAUAUUGGCAGAAAUGAAAAGAAAAUGCAAUAUCGAUAUUCCAUAUGAAAGGUGUCGAUUAAGGGAAAGGUACUUUGUGUUAGCUUCAAAAGUACUUUUAGAUCAUCAAAAGUUCAAAGAUUUUCAAUUUUACUCGCAAUUUGGAAUGGUUGUACAAGAGUUACCUGAUAAGGACCCAGUUACCAAUAGUAAUCAAGUCAUUAUAUUUGUUCGACGCUGGUUUGCUACAAAAGUUCAUCUUGGACCCCUUCAAGAAAUCGUUUUGGAUGAAACUACUGUGGAAGAAAUGGUGAAAAAAUUGUCUUUAUUAUCGGAUAUACCUGAAAAAUAUAUAAAUAUAAUAAGAGGAAAAGUUUUAACACAUAUAUCUACACACAUUGAAAAUGAUCAAGAUUGGAUUGGGUUAUCAAGUGGUGCUGAACUUAUCAUUGAAGAUGGUGCUGUAUUCUGGUAUAGAGAUAUCAGGGAAGAUUCGAAACAAUUAACGAGAGAAGGGUCCAAUGAAAUCGCAAUUCAAGAAGUACCCCUUUUAUUACCACUUUCCUCCGCGUCACGUUACAAUGCGCGCAAAGAGAAAGCGCUUAGAAUAUAUUUGGAUGAUGAAUGAUCCUCCAUUGAACAUACGUACUCUGAAAAACAAUUGUUAAAUAGGCAUGUGUGGGAACAUGAAACGUUUGCGUACAAAGUGAUUACAUCGUGUCAGGUAUUUGUGGAAUCAAGUACUCAACAAUUACAAAAUAGUCUGUGCUUCAGUAAGUCUUCAAUAUUUCAAAGCUUCCGCGUUUCUAAGGCCUUUCGGCUUUUAGAACUAAUCGGAUUUAUAAAAUUCUUCAAGCUUAUAAAAUGUUAUACGUUACCGAGUGAUUUUAGAUUUCGAUUAUCUCGUUUGAUUUUAAUGUGGUUCGAAACCAUAAGGAUUAUAAAACUCCCAAUAACAUAUGGAUUUCUGAGUUAUAGAAUCUCAUUCAAGAGCACAAAUACUGUUGAAAAUAAUGAAAGUGCUAAAUAGCAGUGAAUUAUAGGAAAGAAGGGGAAAGAAAUUGAAUUGCUUGGUGAUAAUCCGAAUUUAAACUAUGGACUUCUUAUGAUACGCGUGUGUAUAACUAACGUAUAUAUAUUUGGAGUUCCUGCAGCUACAUUAUUUUCACAAAUUCCUUGAUACAUUUCUUAACCCUAAGAUUUUUUAUAUCUUCACAUAUCUGUAUCAAAACGUUUUAGCUCAUUACCUUGUUUAAAAUGUUAAAUAUUUUUAAUGUCAAAAU